CUACAGAUCUUAAUAUUUAAUUAAUUCAUUACCUCAAAGUGCUUAUUGAAUUUCCUUUCUUCUGAUAUACCACAGACUCAAAGCUUUUUUUUUUCAACAACAAUAAUAUAUAAUAUUGAUACAAAAAACAAUCAAAAAAGAAAUUUUUAUUAAUGGAUAACCGUUACUCUUAUUCGACAUACUCACAAUAUUCACCAUAUCCCACAGAAUUGCCAGAAUCGCCUCCCCCACCAUGUCCUCCGUCUCCACCAGCGAGUGUUUUACGUGAAUUAGCUAUAGAUAUACCUAUUGGUAUAGCACGAGCAUUAUAUGAUUAUACUGCACAGUCUCCACUAGAGAUAUCUUUUAGAAAGGGGGACCUUAUUCAAGUAACAAAGCAUGUCAAUCCUUAUGAGUGGUGUGGCACUGCCAACAGUGUAAAUGGAAUAUUCCCUAAAAACUACGUCGAGCCCAUGGGUACAUUUGUACCUCAUAACACCAGUAAUCCAGCUCCAGAAACGCCUCCAAGACCUGCCGCAGUACCAGCCCCUACAACGCUGCCCAUGUUUCCAAACUUUGGCACUGGUCAUGGUACACAGUUCUAUUUUAAUCCUGAUAUGUACAGCUCUCCGCUUAGUGGCGUGGAAAAUUUGUCUGGAACACAAAAUCAGUUUGAUCGAAUUCAAUACAUGAAUGAGAUCCAGAAGAUGGCCCAACAAAACCUUGCUCUUAUGCCCAGUUACAUCAGUACAAUGAACAGCAUAAAUCAAAUUACCCAAGUUCAACAACAAAAUCAAUUUGAAGAACAGCAACAGAUGGUACAGCAAAAAAUAGCCGAGAUCUUGAAUAGUAGUAACAGUGGUGCUACAAAUCCUAUAUAUUCACAAGUACCAGAUCCCACAACAUCUUCUACUAAAUCAAAGAUCCUUGGAACUGUUGUGAAUGCAGCAGUAUCAGGCCUCGUGGGUAAUUUAACAGGUGGAGCAACGUAUGGAUUGUUUUAAACAAUAGUUCCAAGUAUAAUAAUUGCUAUUACUUUAGUUCACAUAACCUUCAAUAUGUUAUACAUAUAUACAAAUACAUAUCAUUUUACUGUUU
Messenger RNA from Phycomyces blakesleeanus NRRL 1555(-), 1077 nucleotides. RefSeq lists its product as hypothetical. Gene Ontology annotation, biological process: protein transport to vacuole involved in ubiquitin-dependent protein catabolic process via the multivesicular body sorting pathway. Lineage: Eukaryota; Fungi; Mucoromycota; Mucoromycetes; Mucorales; Phycomycetaceae. Gene Ontology annotation, molecular function: protein binding. The coding region runs from base 153 to 983 and encodes 276 amino acids. The record is from RefSeq and is a predicted model, not a curated record. The transcript has 5 exons. Gene Ontology annotation, cellular component: ESCRT-0 complex.